AUGAGGACGGGCGUGAUGUUGGCCAGAAUGGUAUGUUAUACGCAUAUCCAGCAGAUGUACCUACCGCUGCUAAUAAACUUACUAGUUCGUGUGGCUGCGAAGGAGCUCACUUCUCUGCUGCUUGAUGAAGAUCGAUUGAGGAGCGAACGAUCCGAUAGAAAGCUGUGGAAAUCACGAUUCGCUGGAAUGGACGACGGCAUGCGAGGCAUCGAGGGGGGUGAUAUGUCUCACCGCCAACGCCGACGAGAGCGUCCUCAACGGCCUGCUGAUGAUGAAGAUGCCGAAUACAGACUCGCAAUAGAGGCAAGCAAGUACGAGGCAGAAGAAGAUAGGAAACGACGAGAAAAGAAUGCUUCCCGAGAUCUAGAAGAUGACGAACUCGCCAAAGCCAUCAAGCUCAGUAAAGAGGAAGAAGAGCUUCGAAGACGGGAGCUCGAAGAAAGCAAUGCUGCCUCUCUUUUCGAUGAUUCAACCCCUCAACCUGCUCAGCCACAGGCCACCGGAUACAACCAGGGUUACCAGCAGCAAGGUGCCGUGGACUGGUUUGGUAACCCAGUUGAUCCCCAGCAGCCCAUGACUACAGGCUUCCUAAACAAUCAAUACGCACAGCCUACUGGGUUCCAGCCCCAGCAGACUGGCUUUAACAAUACUUUUCCCAAUGGAUUUCAGCAACAACCGACAGGAUUUGACCAGCAGUUCCUACAGCCUCAAUCCACGUUACAACCACAACAAACCGCCUUUACCGGGAACCCGUAUGGAAAUGAUUUGUUUGGCCAGCAACAGCAACCACAGAUGCAACCGCAACAACAGGACGGCUUCCUUCAGCCUGGCUCCCAUAAUCCAUGGGCUAUGAACCAGCAAAAGCCGGCUGACGCUUUGAAGCCGGCUCCAACUGGCUCCAAUAACCCGUUCGCAUCGUCAUUCACUCGCGCCCAAGCACAGCAAUCCCAAGUCCAGAAAACCGGACCACCAUCUCUUAAUGCUCUUGCAGAACAGAAAACUGCAACUCAGUUUAAUAACCCUAUCAUGAACUACCAGGCACCCCAGCAACAACAGCAGCAGCAGCACCUCCAGCCCAUGAACAACCAGCAACAAAUGAAUCAAAACCCACAACAUGCCCGUCUUAACGCUCUCCUUGCCACCGGCGACGGCCAGGAUACAUUUGGCAAUGUCGGCGAUCUACGUAUCCCAGCCCAGCAUACUGCACCGGGUGUAUUCGUAAACUCUGCUGGUUCUGGGCUUAACCAGCUCCAAACUUCGAGGACCGGUAACAACCCGUUCCUAACCCAAAACUUCACCGGUGCGCCCCAACAGAGCAACACCGGCUUCGGCUCUCAGCAGGGCUUUGCACGCCCUAACCAACAGGGCAGCAACAAUCUUAUUGAUCUAUGA
This is a messenger RNA of Trichophyton rubrum CBS 118892, 1392 nucleotides long. RefSeq lists its product as uncharacterized. The record is from RefSeq and is a predicted model, not a curated record. Bases 1 to 1392 code for a protein of 463 amino acids. Gene Ontology annotation, molecular function: clathrin binding; phospholipid binding. Lineage: Eukaryota; Fungi; Ascomycota; Eurotiomycetes; Onygenales; Arthrodermataceae. Gene Ontology annotation, cellular component: plasma membrane; endosome; clathrin vesicle coat. The transcript has a single exon. Gene Ontology annotation, biological process: endocytosis; actin filament organization.